AAACGAAAAGUUUUCACUCAGUACAAAAAUAGCCACCGUUCAACGAUUAUUUCCUCCAGCGGUUGCGUUGUUAAUUCUUAUAUAUACAAAUAUAUAUAGUCAUAGUAUAUUAUUGGUAAUUUAUAAACUUAUAGUAUAUAUUCAAUUUUUUUAAUACGCCGAAAUCGUAAUUUUUCUCCGAAAUACAGGCAAUAUUAUAAUGAGUGACCGUAGUAGAUUCGCGUUCGGCAGCUUAGCCCAGACAUCUCAAUACCAGAAUCGCUGUGCAUUGUGCUUGACCUCGACCACGGACGACGGGAACGCGACGGGUAUUUGCCAACACGCGGCAAGCGUCGAGUCGGCGUUACACUAUCUGCGAAAUUACGGGGCCUCGACGAGCCCGCCGUAUAGCUCGUCACUGUAUCACGGUCAGGACGCAGGAUCGGCAGCACCAGCAUACCCGGCGUUCGGUAGCUGUUCCCCGCCCGUUUCGCCCAACUACUACACCCUGGCCGAGUUCCUGUUGCGUAUGAACCGCAUGCAACAGGAGAACAACGGUGGCCACCAUCACUUGCGCCAGCCACCGAUUUCGUCCAGGCCCCCUAAGACCAAGUCCGAGAUGGGAUGCCUACGCGAGUGCGCGUUCUGCAAGAGCAACGGCGAGACGGCCGAGUUUUACAAGUCGCACUUCCUCAAGGACCCCGUGGGCCGAGUCAGAUGCCCGAUACUGCAACGGUAUCAAUGUCCGUUUUGUUAUGCAACUGGAGAGAACGCACACACAAGACGUUACUGUCCAAAAAAUCCAAAUAAAAUGUGUUUUAUCAAAGGAGAUCAACUUGUUAAGCAAAAUUUGCAAUGAAAAAUAAAUAUUAUUGUUUAUAUGUUUAGUUAAUAUAUUAUUAAAUAAUUGUUUUUGGA
Messenger RNA from Melanaphis sacchari, 897 nucleotides. Its product is annotated as nanos homolog 1-like. The transcript is spliced from 3 exons. Gene Ontology annotation, molecular function: zinc ion binding; mRNA binding. Gene Ontology annotation, cellular component: perinuclear region of cytoplasm. Gene Ontology annotation, biological process: negative regulation of translation; oogenesis. The record is from RefSeq and is a predicted model, not a curated record. Bases 200 to 838 code for a protein of 212 amino acids. NCBI's taxonomy places the organism in Eukaryota, Metazoa, Arthropoda, Insecta, Hemiptera, Aphididae.